Messenger RNA from Lottia gigantea (owl limpet), 6013 nucleotides. RefSeq lists its product as hypothetical. The transcript is spliced from 42 exons. NCBI's taxonomy places the organism in Eukaryota, Metazoa, Mollusca, Gastropoda, Lottiidae. Bases 1 to 5244 code for a protein of 1747 amino acids. The record is from RefSeq and is a predicted model, not a curated record.
AUGCCUUCAUUAGCAGCUUUACACCAGUCUAGUAAAAAACAGAAUUUUAACGGUAUUGAGGUAGUUGAUGGGGUGGUAUGGCAGGGAUGGGAACCAGGACAAGAAUACACUAAAAACAUUAUACUGAAAAAUGUCAAAGUUAAAACUCAGAAAUUGAAAUACAAUGUGCCAAGUAGUCGUUUUUUCUCUACACUCUAUCCUAAACCCAUAGUAUUAUCAGCUGGUACAAGUUUUACUCUUCCAGUCACAUUUAGACCAUUGGAGAAAAAUGUUUACGAAGAUAAGAUUAGAUUCAAAACCCAGGAAGGAGAGUUUGAAGUGCCAAUUAAGGCAGAAUUACCACAAGUUAAAAUAAGAGUACCAGAAAACCUAGAUUUUGAAAUGUGUGCUGUAAAAGAUUAUGUAGAGUUGAUGUUUGAAGUAUCCAAUACAGGGGACACAGACACACAUUUAAAAUGGGAAUUAAGAUCACCUUUUACCAUAGAGCCAUCUGAAAUAUUAUUAAAGUACAGAUCUAAAGCUAAAUUUAAAGCUACUUUUAGACCAGAGAUGGCUAUAGUAUAUAAAGGGAAUGCUAUCUGUAAAUAUGGUAAUAACUAUAGUAAAGAUGUAACAGUUAUUGUACAUGGAAUUGGAAAAUAUCCCCACAUAUUAAUUUCUGCCUCUGGUAAACCUGCUGAUUGUAUUAAAAGUGACAAUUUAGAAUCAGUGAUUAAUUUUGGUACUGUGGGAAUUGGAUCUACUGUACAGAAAUGGAUGGAACUACACAACCUCUCUCCUGUUAGAGUACCAUUUCAAGUUGAUCAUCCUACUCUAUCUAAUACUAUUGAUACAGUAUUUAAGUGUCCUAUGAAGAUGGGUAUUGUACCACCAAUGACAGCUAUGAGAAUACCUAUGAGUUUUACGCCAAGUUUAGUUGAUGGGUCCAGUAUUGACUAUUUUACAGUAUCUGCUAUAGAUAAUAUUAGUAAAAGUGUGGUUAAGUGUUUUGGAAAAUCAAAAGGUCCAACAGUUCAGUUAAGUUUUAAAGCUGUUAAUUUUAUGCAGAUUGAUGUUGGACAAACAGCUACUAAAAGUGUUGAAGUUAUAAAUAGUUCUGAUGUUGAAGCAGUAUAUCAAUUUAUGAUUGAAUGUGAAGAGAGUGUAUUUAAAUUUGAUAAAGUUUCUGGUAUAUUGAAACCAAACUCUAAAGAUACAAUUAUAUUAAAAUUUACUCCACCAUACCCUAUAAAUUAUCAUAGAAAAAUAACUUGUAUGGUUCACAAUCAGGGUCCACUGUAUUUAGAUUUACUAGGAACCUGUCAUUCAGAAACAGUGAAACCUGCUGUAUUAUUAGCUAAACAUUUACAUCGAUUUAAAAUAAAUGCAGAGAAAGGCUUUUCUUUCUACCCUCCUGAGCAAUUAAAUGAUAUGAUAACAGAAGGGAAAUUGGAAACAGAUGAAAAUGGUUUCAUUCAAAAGAAUGAAAAAAAUGUAAUAAAUGUAUCAAACACAAAUAAAAUGACUGAGCCUCGUCCAAUGGAUGUAUAUUUUAAUGAUGGAUUCCAUUCAGACCUAGUAACUACACCACAUGUUAGUUGUGAUAUAAAUGUAGCUGAUUUUGGUAACUGUCAGAGUUUAAGAACAGUGGAAGACAAGGUUGUCAAUCUAAUCAAUCAUACAAGAGGAAAAGUUACUGUUCAAUGGAUUACAGACACCAAUAAAGAAUUUUCAGUAUUUCCAAACACAUUGGAUAUCCCACCUUUAAAAAGUUGUUCAUUUAGAAUAUCCUUCAAACCCGUAACACCAAAUCAAUUCUACGGAAGUGAAUUGGAAUGUUAUGUUUAUUACAAAAGUUUAAGAGAUUACAGAUUGGUGGAAGAUAAUACACAUUGUCCACCUUGGUGUCUUACAUUAACUUGUUCUGCUCAAACAUUCAUGCCCCAUCAUGAGACAUUCUGGCCAAGAUAUACUCUAGACAAUACCAGUGUUGUUUUUGAUGCUGUUAAUGUUAAUGAAUCAACAUAUAGAACUGUUUUACUGACUAAUACUGGUACAACACCUAUAUUACUCAAUACACAGUCUGAUACAGAUAGCAUCUUUACUAUGAAACCAAUGAAUGGUUUAGUGAAAGGGAAAUAUCAGAUAUUGACUAUUAAAGCCACACCAAGAGAAGCAAAAAUCUAUCAACAGAAUUUUCUGUUAAAACUGAAUGAUAAUGAAAAAUACAACCAGAUAUUAAAACUACAUGGAUCUGCUGAAUCAGCUGAAGUAGUAUUAGAUUCCCAGGGUGUGAUGUACUUUAAACCUACUUGUAUUGGUACAGCCUCUAGUAAAUAUUAUGGUAUGAAAAAUAUCUCCAGAAUACCUCUCAGAUAUGAAUGGAAAUUAAACCAUGCUGACAGUAAAUUGUUAAAGGUACAUCCAGAUUCAGGUAUAAUACAACCUAACGAAUACCAGAGUCAGAAGUGGUCAUUUAUUCCAUCUUCUGAAGAAAAAUCAGUGAUGAAACCAACAUUGUUAGUAUGGGGACAAGGUUUAAAAGAUAACUCAUCUGGUGGUAAGAAGAAGGCGUUUACUGUUCGAGCUAUUGGUGAGGGAGAUCUUGGUGAUCUUAAGUCCAAUCAGAAUCAUUAUGAUUUAGGUGAUAUAGUUGUUGGUAGCUCAGCAUCUCAACGUAUAAUACUCUCUAAUAAUAGUCAAUGUAGUUUACAUUAUAAAUUACUGGUAAAUCAAGCCUUUGAUACACUUAAUAAUAGAUCAGAGAAAUUAGGUUUAGAAUUGGAUGAAACUGAAGGAGUUAUACCAGCCAGAUCUAAACAUACAAUAUUAGCUACUGUAAGAACAUUACAACGCAAAGAAUAUCAAUAUACAGUAUCUUAUCAACUGUUAACACCUAAAGGAGAAAAUUCGGAUAUUGUGCCUAAAGAACCAAAACAUUUAUGUCAUGUAUUGACAACUGGUGUAUUCCCUACUAUAGUUGUUUCAGAUGCUAGAUGUUAUGGUAGUGCUGUAAAUAUAAGUAAAAAACAGCUAUGGAACCUUUUCUCCUUAGAUACGUUGAAUGCUUGUUUAGAUUCUGAUCCUUCUGCUCCUGAAUUAAUGUUCAGUAUGGCUACUAGACACAGUCAUAACAGAAGACCACCAGUAUAUACCCGAGCUAUCAUGGAUUUUAAUUUUAGUUCUGCUCCAUUAGAUAGUGAACCAUGUAUAGUGAAUUUAAUGUUUGAAAAUACAGGAACAGUAGCAUCAGAUUGGGCAUUUUUAUUUCCAUCUGAUUUACAAUUAGAGUUAGAAUAUUGGUCAGAAACAGGAGAAUAUGAUCAAGAUGAACUACAUGAGAUGAAGGUUAUGGACAAUAGACUGUUUGCUAUUGAACCUAAAAAAGGUCGUCUGCAGCCUGGAGAAUGUCAAACUGUGACCUUCACCUAUCAACAUACAAUGGCUGGAACAGAUAGAUUACCGGUAUUGUUGAAGUUAGCUCAUGGUCGAGAAAUAUUGUUAAACUUUAUUGGUGUAACAGUAGAAGCAGACAGAAAUUAUAUUCAUUUCUCCUCCAACAAACAUAUGUUUACACCAGUUCCAGUGGGAGAGAAAACUAGUCCCAUACAGAUCUAUGAAUUAUAUAAUGGUGGAGCUCAGUCUGUCAGAUAUGAGCUUGAUUUAGCUAGUUUAGAUCUUUUACAACAGGAGAAUUUUGACCAGCCAAUAUUUGAAUGUUUGGAUCCAAUUGGUGAAAUAUUACCUGGUAAAUGUGUCGCUGUAGAAUGGAGAUUUUCACCACUUGAAGCUAAGACAUAUAUGGUGGAUGUGCCAAUUCGAAUUCAAGGCGGUGAAACCAAUAUAGUAACAUUCACUGGUGUGGGGUAUGAUAAAAGGGUCAUGGGGGAUAGCACACCUUUAACUAAUCAACAAGACCUUAGUGGUGUACCAAGCGUACAGAGUGUACCAAUUCCAGGACAGCUGGCAUAUUUGUCUCAAGAAAGAAUAACAUUUGCCAAUGCCCCACUAUUUAGUCGGUCCAGGAGAAUAGUUUUUGUGAUGAAUAAAUCCAAGGAGAAGACCAUAUCGUUUGAAUGGCAUGUAACAAGUCCUAAAGAUACCCAGUAUGUGUCCAUAUUCCCAUUAAGAGGAUGUUUAGAAGCAGGUGAAAGUCAAAUGUGUAGAGUUAGCUUUAUUGCUUCCACAACUCCAUCGUUUUAUGAUCUUGACUUAGUUUGUGAGAUAACAGAUGAACAUGAAAUGAAGAAGUACAGAAAAAAAUUAUUGGAAUGGGAGAAACAGAAAGAACGUGAGAAACAUGAAUUUACUAUUACAGAAAAUGAUUUGGAUGCUGAUAAACGUUUACAAGACUCUCCUGAUAUGUCCAGUCCUAUUGGAGGUGAGAGAGAAGGUAGAAAUGGCAGUAAAACACCAGAAGGAGAACUGUCCAGAUAUAAGACAUUGCCUCCAAUUCAAAGAAAAUCAGCUGAUGAAUUAAAUAGGUUAGAAAAGAAAAGAAAAAAGAAAGAAAAGACUAUGAACUUAAAACCAGUAGCCCCAACUCCUUUCUUACUUCAUCUUGGUGUAACAUCCAGAACUCAUGGUAUUAAAGAUUUUCAGAGUAAUUUCCCUGAUGAAUAUCAACAUUUCCAUAUUGACAGAGCUAUGGGAGAGAAACCAGUCUCAAGAGAAUCUAAUCAACUAUCUACUGAGAUUGUGGAGAAUAUUCAGUGUAAUCAAGGUGAAGCUGGGGUGAUAUCAGGUGUUCUGUGUAAUAUCUUGAGAGGUUUGCUGGAGGACAAUUACUUUGUUGAUGCUGCUAAAAAGGUCAUCAAGGAACCAGUACCUUAUUUCUGUCAGGUUGGGGAUCGACCAAAAUCAGCACCACCAUCAACUGGCAAUAUCCAUAAACACAGGAGUCCAGAUAUUCAUGUAGAAGAUAUAGAGGCAGAAGAACUAUCAAGAGAACAAACACCAUCUCAAGAGUCACAAACUGUUUCUGAUCAGAGAUCAGCAUCAAGUCGUGGAACUAAUUUCAAUUCACCUGAUCCUGUUUUAACUCCUACUACUGAACCUCUCCAACAGGAUCAACAUGAUGAAACUAGAAAACAAAAACUUAAAAAAAAUCCAGCAGUUAGUAAUAUAAUGGAGUCAGUUCUAGAAAACUCAAUAUUCAACAUUAUGUCAGAGGCUUUAGCUCAAGAAUUUAACAUUACAGCUCGUCCUAGAUAUAUUGCUUUACCAAAACGUCCUGCAUUAUCUACUAAUAAAUCAAAACAUUAGGUUUAAUUUAUUUUUAUAUUAUUUUUGUGUGCUAAAUCUAAGUUUAACUCACUAGGUAUGAAUCUUUUAUAAGAUAUUGAUAGAAGGUAAUCAAGGUGAAUUUUGAAAAUGUAAAUCAAUAAGUUUGCAAUAGUAGGUUCAAACUAGAACUUUUGGUGUCAAAAAAAGAGUUAACAAAUAUAUAUAUAUCAUAUAUAUUGCAUGAAACACCUGCAGCUAUAACCUUCAGAAUAUAAGAAAGCAUUAUAGUUUCACUUUACAAAUAUUUUUGUUGAAUUAAUUAGCAUGUCAUAUAUUCCCUUUUUCAAAACUUUUUUGAUUUAUGCGAUAAUGACUACUAUACAAAAUGUGAUACCAAAGUAAACUACGUUUCAGGCUUAUGUAAAUGUUUUUAGGGGAAAGAGGUAUUUGAUAAUUUAACAGCAGUUCUUGCUCUCUCUCAUCGAGGAUUGUAGCUCUAUAUAUUUUUAUCUGUGAUAUUUUGUAUAAAUAUUGAUAAUUGUAUAUAAUAUAGUUAAUCUUAAAAUUAUUUAUGAUAUAGCUUUCCUGAAAUUUCAGCAUUCUUUUUAUUCUGCUUCCUAAUACAUGUUUUUAUAAUUCCCACAAGAAGCAUUAUUCUGAUGAAUUCUUUCUUUCAAGAAUACACCAAUGUUUUAUAACAAACUUACUUGAAUUUUACAUAUUGCAGUAUUCAAAUAUAACAGCAUCAGCUGUGUUACCUUUAUGUGUUUAUUUAUGUAUUUGUAUAUUAUUAUAAAUAAAACAUUAU